AUGGCAACGCGCGCCCCACAAAUUCAGGUGCCACCGAAGGAUUUCUGGUUCAUUGGCGAGGUGGAGGACAGCUGCAACGACAUUUGCCACUUCAAGGGCUUCGCGGGCUGCGAUGCGGAGAAAACGGCGGAGCUCGUGAACCAGUCAAGUAUCUCAGGGGUGGUGGAGAGCCUCAACAAGAACUGCAGCACCUUCGGCGUCCUAAACAACCGUUUCCCCGCAUACACGGCUAGCAACGAGAAGUGCUUCUACCUGGGCGGACAGCUGAAUUGCGACACCGCGACGUUUCCCUACCAGCCGGUGUGCCGCUGCAACACCACGACCUUGUCUACGACGCUGUCGGCGCGGUGGUUCGUGGGUGACGAGCACGACACCUGCAACGACCUGUGCCGAUACAAGGGAUACACAGGUUGCAAUGAAGCUACGACGGGGGAGCUCACAAGGCAGGGGAGAAUGCAACGCGUGAUGGACCACCUCAACAUGACCUGCGCACAGUGGAGCAGUAACAACUACUUCCCAUCCUACACUGCCAACAACGCGCAAUGCUACAAGUUGAAGACAGCCAUCGAUUGCGAUAGAAACCCAAGUGUAGCACAUCGGCCUGUCUGCGAGUGCAGUGAUACGACGUCGACGACGACCUUGUCGGCUCGGUGGUUCGUGGGCGAAUCACAGGACAGCUGCAACGAUCUCUGUCACUUCAAGGGAUACGCGGGUUGCGAUGUGGAAAAGACCGGAGAGCUUGUCAGGAGGCCGAGAGUGACAAGGGUUUUGGACCACCUGAACAUGACCUGCGCAUCGUGGGGCGCCGAUCGCGUGAACUUCGCGGGAUACAGCGAAAGCAGCGAGACGUGCUACCUUCUGAAGGGGGCAGCCGAUUGUGACAAGAGUCAGCUUAACAUUCAUCCAAUCUGCCACUGCAACGCCACAACGUCAACGACGACUUUGUCGGUUAUUUGGUGGCAGUUGGCUCGGUGGUUCGUGGGCGAUUCAGAAGACAGCUGCAAUGAUCUCUGUCACUUCAAGGGAUACGCGGGUUGCGAUGCAGAAAAGACCGGAGAGCUUUUCAGGAGGCCGAGAGUGACAAGGGUUUUGGACCACCUCAACAUGACCUGCGCAUCGUGGGGCGCCGAUCGCGUGAACUUCGCGGGAUACAGCGAAAGCAGCGAGACGUGCUACCUUCUGAAGGGGGCAGCCGAUUGUGACAAGAGUCAGCUUAACAUUCAUCCAAUCUGCCACUGCAACGCCACAACGUCAACGACGACUUUGUCGGUUAUUUGGUGGCAGUUGGUUAUGCAUGUAGCGAUACAGCGAAAGUGGCGGAAAUGGGAAGUGCUACUCUAUGAGCGGGGGAGCCGAUUGCGACAGGAGUGCCAACGGUAUCCAGCCCAUCUGCCACUGCAGCGCUACGACGUCGACGACCACAUUGGCUGCUUGAAUUGCACGAAGCAGAUUGAAGUGCGGUGGUUCGUGGGUGAGGCGGAGGACACCUGCAACGAUCUGUGCCAAUACAAGGGAUACGCGGGCUGCGAUGCAGAGACGACCGCGGGGCUUGUCAGGGAGCCAAUCAUGAGGCGGCUGCUGAACGGCCUGAACAAGAGCUGCGAUUCUUUUGGCAGCGCGCUCCUCAAAUUCCCGGCAUACGCGGAAUCCGCCCAGAGGUGCCACUACUUGUCUAAUGGUGGAAGCGGCAUGGAUUGCGACAGCUUUGCAUGGCCACAUCAGCCUGUGUGCCUCUGCAACAGCACGACGUUGUCGACGACGCUCUCCGCUUUGUGGUUCGUCGGUGAGGAGGGCGACAGCUGCGACGAUCUGUGUGAGUUCGAAGGAUAUGCCGGGUGCGACGCGGAGGAGACAGCAAAGCUCGUGAACCGGCCAAGAAUCGAGCGCCUGCUGGCGGGCCUAGACAACAGCAGCUGCAGCGACUGGGGCGAGUCCUUCCGCAGUGCAGCCUACAAUCCGGACAGCGGGAAGUGCUUCAAGUUGAAGGGGCAGGUGCAAUGCGACCUGACCGUGUCGACGACCGUUCGGCCGCUCUGCCACUGCAACAGCACGACCCUGACCUCGACCGUGGCAGCUGGGACCUGGGUCCUGGGCGUGGACGGCGACAGCUGCGACAACACGUGCGCAAGCCACGGCCACGAGCAGUGCGAUGCGUCCGAGAUGGAGCAGAUCUCCAGGCCUGCCAGAGCCAAGCGCGUCUUCGACAGCCUGAACCACAGCUGCAGCGCAGUCACGGACUGGCCCGCGCAUUCGCCCGGCCUUGGCUUCAAGCCGGGCGAUGGCAGGUGCUUCUUCUGGAGAAGCGCCUAUCCCGUGGACUGCUCCUUGGGCCAAGCCACCUUGCAGCCCCUCUGCUACUGCCAGACGACCACGACCACGACCGAUUUCUGGUUCAUUGGCGAGGUGGAGGACAGCUGCAACGACAUUUGCCACUUCAAGGGCUUCGCGGGCUGCGAUGCGGAGAAAACGGCGGAGCUCGUGAACCAGUCAAGUAUCUCAGGGGUGGUGGAGAGCCUCAACAAGAACUGCAGCACCUUCGGCGUCCUAAACAACCGUUUCCCCGCAUACACGGCUAGCAACGAGAAGUGCUUCUACCUGGGCGGACAGCUGAAUUGCGACACCGCGGCGUUUCCCUACCAGCCGGUGUGCCGCUGCAACACCACGACCUUGUCUACGACGCUGUCGGCGCGGUGGUUCGUGGGUGACGAGCACGACACCUGCAACGACCUGUGCCGAUACAAGGGAUACACAGGUUGCAAUGAAGCUACGACGGGGGAGCUCACAAGGCAGGGGAGAAUGCAACGCGUGAUGGACCACCUCAACAUGACCUGCGCACAGUGGAGCAGUUUCAGCUUCUUCCCAUCCUACACUGCCAACAACGCGCAAUGCUACAAGUUGAAGACAGCCAUCGAUUGCGAUAGAAACCCAAGUGUAGCACAUCGGCCUGUCUGCGAGUGCAGUGAUACGACGUCGACGACGACCUUGUCGGCUCGGUGGUUCGUGGGCGAUUCAGAAGACAGCUGCAACGAUCUCUGUCACUUCAAGGGAUACGCAGGUUGCGAUGCGGAAAAGACCGGAGAGCUUGUCAGGAGGCCGAGAGUGACAAGGGUUUUGGACCACCUCAACAUGACCUGCGCAUCGUGGGGCGCCGAUCGCGUGAACUUCGCGGGAUACAGCGAAAGCAGCGAGACGUGCUACCUUCUGAAGGGGGCAGCCGAUUGUGACAGGAGUCAGCUUAACAUUCAUCCAAUCUGCCACUGCAACGCCACAACGUCAACGACGACUUUGUCGGCUCGGUGGUUUUUGGGCGAGCCACAAGACAGCUGCAAUGAUCUCUGUCACUUCAAGGGAUACGCGGGUUGCGAUGCAGAAAAGACCGGAGAGCUUUUCAGAAGGCCAAGAGUGACAAGGGUUUUGGACCACCUGAACAUGACCUGCGCAUCGUGGGGCCCCAAUCGCUUGUACUUCGCAGGAUACAGCGAAAGUGGCGGAAAUGGGAAGUGCUACUCUAUGAGCGGGGCAGCCGAUUGCGACAGGAGUGCCAACGGUAUCCAGCCCAUCUGCCACUGCAGCGCUACGACGUCGACGACCACAUUGGUGCGGUGGUUCGUGGGUGAGGCGGAGGACACCUGCAACGAUCUGUGCCAAUACAAGGGAUACGCGGGCUGCGAUGCAGAGACGACCGCGGGGCUUGUCAGGGAGCCAAUCAUGAGGCGGCUGCUGAACGGCCUGAACAAGAGCUGCGAUUCUUUUGGCAGCGCGCUCCUCAAAUUCCCGGCAUACGCGGAAUCCGCCCAGAGGUGCCACUACUUGUCUAAUGGUGGAAGCGGCAUGGACUGCGACAGCUUCGCAUGGCCACAUCAGCCUGUGUGCCUCUGCAACAGCACGACGUUGUCGACGACGCUAUCCGCUUUGUGGUUCGUCGGUGAGGAGGGCGACAGCUGCGACGAUCUGUGUGAGUUCGAAGGAUAUGCCGGGUGCGACGCGGAGGAGACGGCAAAGCUCGUGAACCGGCCAAGAAUCGAGCGCCUGCUGGCGGGCCUAGACAACAGCAGCUGCAGCGACUGGGGCGAGUCCUUCCGCAGUGCAGCCUACAAUCCGGACAGCGGGAAGUGCUUCAAGUUGAAGGGGCAGGUGCAAUGCGACCUGACCGUGUCGACGACCGUUCGGCCGCUCUGCCACUGCAACAGCACGACCCUGACCUCGACCGUGGCAGCUGGGACCUGGGUCCUGGGCGUGGACGGCGACAGCUGCGACAACACGUGCGCAAGCCACGGCCACGAGCAGUGCGAUGCGUCCGAGAUGGAGCAGAUCUCCAGGCCUGCCAGAGCCAAGCGCGUCUUCGACAGCCUGAACCACAGCUGCAGCGCAGUCACGGACUGGCCCGCGCAUUCGCCCGGCCUUGGCUUCAAGCCGGGCGAUGGCAGGUGCUUCUUCUGGAGAAGCGCCUAUCCCGUGGACUGCUCCUUGGGCCAAGCCUUGCAGCCCCUCUGCUACUGCCAGACGACCACGACCACGACCUUUGCCAAUGGCAUCAAUGAGGUGGUUGUUACUACCAAAAGUGGGGGCGCGGGCUUUAGGGGGGUGGCCGUGACGGCCAACGGCAAGGCGGUCUUCGUUCCCGGGUCGGAUCAGGCCCACGUCUGUCAGAACAACGAACACACGCAGGUGGGAAUCCUUGACCUGACCUCGGGCAACUGGGAGACCUUCGAAGCCACGGAUUGCUCGCGGGGCAGGGCAAACGCUACCCCUUUGCCCGCGAACGGCUGGCACGGUGCUGCGGCUGUGGGCAACAAAGUCGUCUUCGCUCCAGCCCAGCACUUCCACACAGGCAGCAUCAACACAAACUACACGGGCGUGACAGCAGUCGUUGGGGUCUUCGAUGUAGGAGUGCAGCCCUACACGUUGACUCGCUUUGACAUCAGCAGCCUGAUGCCUGCUAACACCCAGUCCCUUUUCGACGGCGCGGUGGCGGUCGGCACGGUGGUGGUCUUCACACCGCAGACGUACGCAACAACAAACAAGGCCGUGGGUGUCUUUGACCCGAACAACCUCACAGAGCCGUACAGGGAAGCGAAGUGGCCAGUGAGCUUGGUGGUCCAAGCAGGGGCUGGAGGGGGCGCGACCUUUCAGGGUGCCGUGGCGGUGGGCAAUAAGGCCGUGUUCUGCCCCUUCAGAGGCAAGCAGAUCAUGACCUACGCGCCCGAACUACCCGAUGACCAAGCCUUCGAGUUGGUGGACAUCAGCAGCAUCACUACCGCAGGCGAUUACCUCUUUCACGGAGGUGCAGCUGUGGGCACCAAGGUCUACUGUGCACCCUGGCAGGAGGAUGGCAUCCUCGUCUACGACGUUGAAACCAAAGCCUAUGACUUGAUUCUCGUCAGCCUCUUCACCUCGACCGGCUACACCUUCUAUUCGGCGGCGGCUCUGGGGCCCAAGGUUUACUUCGCUCCCGGUGAUGGAGGGGUCCUGCUGUCCCUCGACACGACUGACAACUCCACGCACACAGACAGCAGCCUGAGCUCGGACGUCCGGCGGAACCUCUACUCCUACUACUCUGGCGUUUCCGACCCCUCCACCGGAUCGGCGAUCUUCUCACCCCAAGCUGCUCGGGCCGUCCUCCUCAUCCGCUCCACGACCACCACGACGACCUUCUCCGACGGCAUCCACGAGAUAUCCCUUUCUACGAACAGGGCUGGGUACGUGGGUGUUGCUGUGACGGCCAGCGGCAAGGCGGUCUUCGCGCCGUCGGAGCGUGAGAACCUCGUCUGCGUGCGGCCUGAGGCCACGGAGGUGGGGAUUCUGGACGUCAUCUCGGGUGAGUGGGAGACCUUCCAACUCACAGAUUGCUCGAAUGGAAAGGCAAACGCUGCUCCUUUGCCUGCAAACGGCUGGUACGGUGCUGCGGCCGUGGGCGACAAGGUUGUCUUCGCACCAGCAGGACACAGAUGGACGUCUUCAAUCAACUCAAACUUUGCGGGUGUGACAGCAGUCGUUGGGGUCUUCGAUGUGGGAGUGCAGCCCUACAAGUUCACUCGAGUGGAUAUCAGCAGUUUGGUUCCCGCUGCCACCAAUGAGCAUUUCUACGGCGCGGUGACGGUGGGUUCGGUGGUGGUCCUCACUCCACAGGGGCUCGUAAGUACAGCACAAGCCGUGGGCGUCUUUGACCCAAACAAUGCCACGCAGCCGUACAGGGAGGCGAAGUGGCCAGCGAGCAUUGUUGUCCAAGCAGGGGCGACCUUUGCAAAUGCUGUGGCGGCGGGCAACAAGGCCGUUGCCUGCCCAUACCGAGGCAAGCAGAUCAUGACCUACGCACCCGAGCUACCGGAUGACCAAGCCUUCGAGGUGGUCGACAUUAGCAGCAUCGCUACCUAUGGCGCUUCCGGCGUGGGAUUUCACGGAGGUGCAGCUGUGGGCACCAAGGUCUACUGUGCACCCUAUGAGGAGGACGGCAUCCUCGUCUACGACGUGGACACCAAAGCCUAUGACUUGAUUCUCGUCAGCCUCUUCGCCUCUGGGGAAAGCUUCUUUUCAGCAGCGGCGCUCGGGCCCAUCGUCUACUUUGCACCCGGUGCAGGUGCUGUCCUGCUGUCCCUGGACACGCGCGACAACUCCACGCACACCAACGGCAGCUUUGGUAGCGAUGUCACCUACGGCUCCCGAAGCUACUCGCAUGGCACCGCGGAUGCCUCGAGCGGAACGGUGGUCUUCUCGCCCUUUCUCGCAAAGGCCGCCCUCCUCAUCCGAUCUUAA
Messenger RNA from Symbiodinium natans, 6753 nucleotides. The record is from the annotation of a GenBank genome assembly. NCBI's taxonomy places the organism in Eukaryota, Dinophyceae, Suessiales, Symbiodiniaceae.